Kogia breviceps (pygmy sperm whale) is the source of this 4587-nucleotide messenger RNA. The record is from RefSeq and is a predicted model, not a curated record. NCBI's taxonomy places the organism in Eukaryota, Metazoa, Chordata, Mammalia, Artiodactyla, Physeteridae.
CCCGAGCCUCGGCGGCGGCGGCGGCGGCGGCGACGGCGGCGGCGGCGGCGGCGCUGACACCUCCCACCAUGGACAGCUUCGACUUAGCCCUGCUCCAGGAAUGGGACCUCGAGUCGCUGUGGGGUGAAGACAUCUUAAACCAGAGGAGUGACUCUCUAGUUGUGGAAUUUCAGUCGUCAGCCAGCAGAUGCAGGAGUGUCUAUGAACCAGAUAGAAACGUGUUACGGAGGAAAGAACGAGAAAGAAGAAAUCAGGAAACUCAGCAGGAUGAUGGCACGUUUAAUUCAAGUUACUCCCUCUUUAGUGAACCCUACAAGACGAACAAGGGGGACGAGCUCUCCAACCGGCUCCAGAACACUUUAGGCAAUUACGAUGAAAUGAAAGACUUUUUGACGGAUAGAUCGAAUCAGAGUCACCUCGUUGGCGUUCCCAAACCUGGGGUUCCUCAGGCUCCUGUGAACAAGAUUGACGAGCAUUUUGUGGCAGAGUCAAGAGCCCAGACCCAGCCUGCAUCUGUCUGUAGCACCACGUCCUCCGCCCCGGCGGUGGUCCCUGGGCAGCAGAGUAAGAGGGGCGCCGUGGGCUGGCAGAAGGCCGGGCACCCACCGUCCGACGGCCAACAGAGAGCAACACCACAGGGCUCUCUCAGGACCUUGCUUGGAGAUGGUGUUGGCAGACAGCAGCCGCGGACCAAACAGAUGUGCAGCAUCGAGGUGGGUCUUCAGACCCAGGACAGGCCGCCUGCUAUGGGAGCCAAGCACAGCGGCAGCGGCCACUGUGUCCAGAACUUUCCUCCAUCCCUGGCUUCGAAACCUAGCCUCGUCCAGCAGAAACCGACCGCCUACGUGCGGCCGAUGGAUGGCCAAGACCAGGCUCCCGAUGAGUCUCCGAAGCUGAAGUUGUCCGCAGAGGCCGGCGUGCACUGUGCGCCGUACAGGGGAGCCUCAGCCCCCAAGCCGGAGUCCGCCAGGGCCAAGGCCAAGCUUUCCAAGUUCGGCGUCCCCAAGCAAGGAGAGGAGAGUAGAUCUGGAGAAACCAACAGCUGUGUUGAAGAGAUAAUUCGGGAGAUGACCUGGCUUCCACCACUUUCAGCUAUUCCAGCACCUGGAAAAGUGGAAGCGAGCAAAUUUCCAUUUCCAAAUAAGGACUCUCAGCUCACUUCCUCGGGACACAGUAAUCCAAAGAAAGGUGAUGCUGAACCAGGGAGCCCAGACAAUGGGACAUCGAAUACAUCAAUGCUAGAAGAUGACCUUAAGCUAAGUAGCGAUGAAGAGGAAAAUGAACAGGCAGCCCAGAGAACGGCUCUCCACGCUCUGUCUGACAGUGCCGGGCUCCCGCAGGCCAACUGCAGGGCCUCCGUGCCCUCCAGCAAGGGCAGCAGCAGCAGCAGCGGCAGCAGUUCCUCCAGCGACUCGGAGAGCAGCUCGGGAUCUGACUCAGAGACCGAGAGCAGCUCCAGUGAGAGUGAGGGCAGCAAGCCUCCCCACUACUCCAGCCCUGAGGCCGAACCAGCGUCCUCUAACAAGUGGCAGCUGGAUAAAUGGCUAAACAAAGUUAAUCCCCACAAGCCUCCUAUCCUGAUCCAAAAUGAAAGCCACGGGCCGGAGAGCAAUCAAUACUACACCCCGGUGAAGGACGACGCGCCAGACUGCGGGAAGCUUCCCGACAACGUCUGCCCGCCCAGCCUGAGAGACAAGGACAUCAAGGGCGCCUGCAAGGAGGAACAGAGGCCGAGGACCGCGAACAAGGCCCCGGGGAGCAAAGGGGUGAAGCAGAAGUCCCCGCCCGCGGCCGUGGCCGUGGCCGUGACCGCCGCCGCCGCCCCGCCGCCCACGGUGGCCGGCGCGCCCGCCGAGAGCGUGCCCGCGCCCGCCCGGAGGUCCGCGGGCAAGAAACCCACCCGGCGCACCGAGAGGACCUCGGCCGGCGACAGCGGCCACCGGCCCGAGGAGCCCGCAGCCGCGGACGCGCUGGGGGCGAGCGCGGGGAUCCCCCCGGAGCCCCCCAAGCCCCGGCCCUGCGGCCCCAGUAGGACCGUCCACCGCAAGGAGCUGCGCUCGGCCAUAACCUGCGAGAAGCGCCGCACGCGGGGGCUGAGCCGGAUCGUCCCCAAGUCCAAGGAGUUCAUUGAGACGGAGUCGUCCUCUUCGUCCUCCUCCUCGGACUCGGACCUGGAAUCGGAGCAGGAGGACGACCCUCUGUCCAAGGCCGCUGCCGCCUCCGGGAGCGACCCGAGGCUGAAGGAGGCCGCCAACAGCAUCGGCGGUGGUGGCGGCCCCCGGGCCCCUGUGGGCUCUAUCAACGCCAGGACCACCAGCGACAUCGCCAAGGAGCUGGAGGAGCAGUUCUACACCCUGGUCCCCUUCGGCCGCAACGAGCUCCUCUCCCCGUUGAAGGACAGUGACGAGGUCAGGUCACUCUGGGUCAAAAUUGACCUGACCCUCCUGUCCAGGAUCCCAGAACACCUGCCCCAGGAGCCGGGGGUCUUGAGCGCUCCCGCGGCAAAGGACACUGAAAGCGCCCCCCAGAGCCAUGCAUCCGACGCGCCCGCAGAAAAGGCUUUGCCAAAAUCCAAGAGGAAACGCAAGUGUGACAGCGAAGAUGAUUACCGGGAGAUCAAGAAGGCCCAGGGAGAGAAGGAGAGCUCUUCACGACUCGCUGCCUCUGCCGGCAGUGCUUUGUCCGCCAACCACUGCAGCGUGAACGUCAGCAGCUUGGCAAUCCCAAUAAAUAAAAAUGAGAAAAUGCUCCGGUCACCCACCUCACCCCUCUCCGACGCAUCUAAACACAAAUACUCCGGCGAGGACCUGACUUCCCCCAGCAGGUCCAACAGCAAUGGUUUGUUCACUUCCGCCUCGUCCAGCAAAAAGCAUAAGGCUGAGAACCAGCUGCAGACCCAUGGUGGAGACCUCACGAAAGCGGCUCACAGCAAUUCCGAAAACGUUCUCCACAAGUCACGGCCACAGACAGAGCCGUGGUCUCCAGGCUCCAACGGCCACAGGGACUGCAAGAGGCAGAAACUCAUCUUCGAUGACAUGCCACGCAGUGCAGAUUAUUUUAUGCAAGAAGCUAAGCGAAUGAAGCAUAAAGCAGAUGCAAUGGUGGAAAAGUUUGGAAAGGCUCUGAACUAUGCUGAAGCAGCCUUGUCAUUCAUUGAAUGUGGAAAUGCAAUGGAGCAGGGCCCAAUGGAGUCCAAAUCUCCUUAUACAAUGUAUUCAGAAACAGUUGAGCUCAUCAGAUACGCUAUGCGACUAAAAACCCACUCAGGCCCCAAUGCCACACCAGAGGAUAAACAGCUGGCAGCAUUAUGUUACCGAUGCCUGGCUCUCCUGUACUGGCGGAUGUUUCGACUCAAAAGGGAUCACGCUGUAAAGUAUUCAAAAGCACUUAUCGACUAUUUCAAGAAUUCAUCUAAAGCUGCCCAAGCCCCAUCUCCAUGGGGGGCCAGUGGAAAGAGCACUGGCACCCCAUCCCCCAUGUCUCCCAACCCCUCCCCCACCAGCUCCGUGGGAUCUCAGGGGAGCCUCUCCAAUGGGAACGCCCUGUCCCCAUCAACCAUCGUCAGCAUCCCACAACGCAUCCACCAGAUGGCAGCCAACCAUGUCAGCAUCACCAACAGCAUUCUCCACAGCUAUGACUACUGGGAGAUGGCGGACAACCUGGCCAAGGAGAACAGAGAGUUCUUCAAUGACCUGGACCUGCUCAUGGGACCAGUCACCCUGCACAGCAGCAUGGAACACCUGGUCCAGUACUCCCAGCAGGGCCUGCACUGGCUGCGGAACAGCACCCACCUGACAUAGGGACCCCGCCUUCGGGCUGGAGGGCACUCUUGUCUUCACGGACGGCUCAGCAUUUCCGGACACUGUGCUCCUGAAGUUCCCAGCCACAGAAUUUCUCAAACGGCGAGAGUCUCCCAUUUGAACAUAGAAUGUCUGUCAUCAUUUUUUUCUAUUUGAAGACAUUAUUUCCUCAGAAGUUCAGUUCAAGUUCAACUGGCCUUAUCCCUCUGUGACCUGAACGGACCUGGAUUGCAAUUGUUAGAGUUAUCUUUGAAAGAGAGGAACCCAAAUGUAUUCCCGAUCAAAAUGUGGGAUUCGUUACCAUUCGACACAGAUCAGACCAAUGUACAGAAUUGUGCUUGGAAAGAGAGGUUCGGUUAAAACACAUUUCUGGAAACUUUCAAAUCACAAAGGGAAACCCGGACCCACUGUCUAAAGAGGAAUGUACUGGAAAAAAGAAAUCUGAAGAGUUGACAAAUUGUGUACUAGAUCGGACACAUAGAACCAAUGCAAUGAGCCUUCUGCAGUAAAACGUACCCUCGUAUCUGCAACAAUGGUGUGUGUAUUAUAUAACAGUGAUGUGUACAUUUCCGACAUCCCAUACAUAAUACACCGUUUGUAUAAAUGCAUACGUUUAAAAAUAUAUAUGUACAAUACAGCUAACGUAAAACUGUAGUGCACCUGAAGGAUAUGACUAGUGCCUAAUAUUGAGUAUAAGUCAUUACGUGUUCAAAUCACCUCAGAAGUGCAGUAAUUGUUAUCAGAUUAAUCAGUGCAGCCAACCUUAUUUAUGAACCACAUCUUUGAA